Myxocyprinus asiaticus (Chinese sucker) is the source of this 1066-nucleotide messenger RNA. RefSeq lists its product as uncharacterized. The coding region runs from base 74 to 703 and encodes 209 amino acids. The transcript has 2 exons. Lineage: Eukaryota; Metazoa; Chordata; Actinopteri; Cypriniformes; Catostomidae. The record is from RefSeq and is a predicted model, not a curated record.
AGUCUUGUACAAUCAGGCCAGGAACACACUGAACAGCGUAAUCAGAGUGGCUAAAAGAAGAUACUCUGAGAAGAUGAAAAACAAGUUUUCAGCUAACGACCCUGCAUCAGUGUGGAGUGGCAUGAAGCAACUCACAAAUUACAGGACUCCUACCCCCAACCCUGUAGGGAACCAACAACUGGCUGACGACCUGAAUGUGUUCUACUGCAGAUUUGAAAGGCCCAAUCUCACACCCCACACCCACUCUGACCUUCACUUCACACAAACACCAACACCUCCUGCAACCCCCCUCCUACCCCCUCCUGCUACUCAACCUGCACUUAAGAUCUGUGAAGAUGAUGUGAGCCGCGUCUUUCGGAAACAAAAGACGAGGAAGGCUUCAGGCCCAGAUGGCGUCUCACCAGCGUGUCUUCGAUCCUGUGCUAACCAGCUGACCCCCAUCUUCACACAGAUCUUCAAUAGAUCACUGGAGCAGUGUGAAGUCCCAUGUUGCUUCAAAUGCUCAAUCAUUAUUCCUGUCCCAAAGAAACCAAAAAUCACAGGACUUAAUGACUACAGACCUGUCGCCCUUACGUCUGUGGUCAUGAAUUCAUUUGAGAGACUGGUGUUGGCCCACCUGAAGAACAUCACUGGACCCUUUCUAGAUCCCCUUCAAUUUGCUUAUCGAGCAAACAGGUCUGAGGAUGAUGCAGUAAACAUAUGAUUGCAUCAUAUCCUGAAACAUCUGGACAGACCAGGGACAUAUGCAAGGAUCCUUUUUGUGGACUUCAGUUCGGCUUUCAACACCAUCAUCCCAGCUGUUCUCCAGAAUAAAUUACACCAACUCUCUGUUCCCAUGUCUAUCUGUCAGUGGAUUACCAGCUUUCUGACAGACAGGCAGCAGCUUGUGAGACAGGGGAAACUCACUUCUAGCACCUGUACAAUCAGCACUGGUGCCCCCCAGGGAUGUGUGCUCUCCCCACUACUCUUCUCCCUCUACACCAAUGACUGCAUCGCCAAGGACCCCUCUGUCAAGCACCUGAAGUUUGCAGACGACACCACUGUCAUCGGCCUCAUCCGAGAUGAU